AUGAAAAUAAUUAUAUUACCAAAUUAUAUUCAAAAUAAAAUUAUUAAAUUAUUAUGUUAUAAUUAUAAUUUAAUAAAUCAAUCAUUUAAAAUUGAAUAUAUUGAAAAUUCAGAUUUUUAUGAUUCAGUUUAUUAUUUAAAUGAUUAUAAUAUUGAAAAUUUAAUAUUUGUAAAUUGGUAUUGGUUUAAAACUGUAUCAGAUAAUAUUAAUACAAUAAUAAAUUUUAAUUAUAAAUUAAAUAAAAGAUUAAAUUUUAAUCAAUUUUUAAAUCAAUUUAAAAAAAAAUCAACAAUCUUUAAUCAAAAUCAAAAUCAAGAUCAAAAUCAAAAUCAAAAUAAUAAUGAAAAUAAUAAUGAAAAUAAUAAAUAUUUGUUUAUAAAUAAUAAUAAUAUUGAAAUUUUAAUAUUAGAUUUUUCAUAUUUAUUUAAUUGUUUUAAAUUAUUUAUUUUAAUGUCAAGAUCAAAAAUUUUUAGAAAAUUAUUAAAUGAAAAAAUUAAAUUUGAUUAUCCAAAUUUAAAAAUUUUAAAAAUUAAUAAUUCAAUUAGACAAUUUCAAAUUGAUUUAAUUAAUUCAAUUGAUUUUUCAAAUAUUGAAAUUAAAAAUUAUUCAAUGUUAAAACAAACAAUUGAUAUAAUUAGUGGUAGUAAUGAUGAUGGUAAAAGUUUAAAUCAAUUAAAUUUAAUUGAUAUUGAAAAUAAAUUAAAAAGUAAAGUAAUUAAUAAAAAAAAAGAAAAACAAUAUCAACUUGGUUUAAUUUCAUCAUCAGGUAGUUCAUCAUCAUCAUUAAAUUUUCAAAACUUUGAUCCUAUUAAAUUAUCAAAAAAUAUUAAAUCUGUUGAUAAUUUGAAUUUAAAUGGUGGUACAUAUGAAUUGAUUUCAAAUACAAUUAGUCAAUUAAGUUUUGUUAGAAAAUAUUGUUAUGUAGAUUCAAACAUUUUUCAAUCAAUUUAUAAUGAUGAAAAAUUUAAUUCAAACAAUUGUUUAAUUAAUAGUGAAUCUUUUAAUAUCAAUUUUUUAACUUUUGAAUCUUUAGUUUCAAUUUUAAAGAUUUCACCAAAUUUAAAAAAAAUAAAUUUAAAAUUUUGUUUUCAUCAUUUAAAUUUUAUUUUUUCAAAUAUUAAUCACGAUGAUGAUGAUGAUGAAAGAAAUCAAUUUAAAUCAUGUUUAUGUACACCAACAAAUCAAGAUUCAAAUGAUAUAUAUUGGAAUUUCAUUUAUAAUUAUAUUAUAAAUAGUAAAACUAUUAAAAAAAUUAUAUUUGUUCAAUAUUGUAAUGCUUCAAAACUUGUUCCAAAAGUUUCAAAAUUUUGUAAUAACUUUGAAAAAAUUUUUAAUUUAUUAAUUGAAAAUAAAAAAUUAAAAGUUUAUAAUUUACCAUUUUUAAAAAAUAAAUGUCUAUUAAACGAUUUAUCAAUUAAUACUAAAAGAUUUAAUAACCAACCAUCCACAACCAAUAUCAUUGUAAAUAUUGUUGAUGAAAAGUUCAAUGUUAAUAGAUUUUCAAACCAAUUGGAAAAGUUAGACAUAAACAAAAUAUUAUCAGAAUGUGAUAAUAACUUCGAAAAAACUAAACAAGUAAUGGCCAUUACAUUGAAAAAUUAG
Dictyostelium discoideum AX4 is the source of this 1602-nucleotide messenger RNA. RefSeq lists its product as hypothetical. The transcript is spliced from 2 exons. The coding region runs from base 1 to 1602 and encodes 533 amino acids. NCBI's taxonomy places the organism in Eukaryota, Evosea, Eumycetozoa, Dictyosteliales, Dictyosteliaceae. The record is from RefSeq and is a predicted model, not a curated record.